This is a messenger RNA of Adineta ricciae, 1935 nucleotides long. Lineage: Eukaryota; Metazoa; Rotifera; Eurotatoria; Adinetida; Adinetidae. The record is from the annotation of a GenBank genome assembly.
AUGGAACGUGAGAAAAUGACGAUGGAAAUCUUCGAUCGAUUGUUGAAAUUUGGCAAUGAAUCAGACCGACCGUUGUUUUGUCAACGUUUGCAAAAUAUUUGGAACGAGCAGACUAUUUCCUGUCAAUCAUAUCCGACAAUCACGAAUCAAAUGCUUGAUUUGUACAAACUACAUAAUCUCGUUCAAGAAAGACAAGGCUAUUUGGAAAUUACGACGAAUCGUGGUUGGAAAGAGAUCUCGAAUAUCUUAGGUUUUGGCGAUUCGGGCAAGGAAUACUACGGGAAAAGUUCAGCUGCGUACAGUGUUAAACGUAAUUACAUUCGAUUAGGUUUACUAGCAUACGAAUGUCGUUUUGAUCGAGCUGGAAUUGAUCCACGUUCCGUGAUGGAAAUGGCUGAAAUGCCACAUACAGUUAAGAAGAGAAAGCGUGGUAAUAUUUGUGCAUCAACACCUGUAAAAAUCAGUAAACAACAAUUCCAAACACCGCACGAUCCUGACGAAACAAAAAAGCAUUUGCCACUACCUAUUGACAUCCCUUCAUCUCGCAUUCCAAUGCAAUCAUUAUGUCUGACUGAUUUUCAACAUCUCGCCUUUAUUCUCCGUACUGGUUGGUUGGCGGAUAUGAACAAACAUUUAGAUACGCUUCUUAUUUUGCUCAGUGAACCGCGCACAGCCUGUUACUUUCAUCUAAAAUCGCUGCCGGGUUUAUUCAAUGCCAUCAUGGAGCAAUACGUCGCUUGUCUACAUGAAUUGUUUCAUCAAUCGUUUGUACAACUCUCGCCGCCAAAUGGUUCUUGCAUGGAUUGGUUUCUUCAAUUGAAAUUACGGAUCGAUGAGGGUGUCAUUGGUCCUAUAUCAAACGAACAACAUUUAGAAAGACUCUUCUUCGGUACACAUCGCUAUGUACUCAAACGGUUGAUGACACAAUCAACUAACCAUCAGUAUAUGAUUUCUAUUGAUCGCUCCCACUCAUUGAUGAUCCGAUGUUCGUGUUUAUCAACAAUAGUACGAAAUUUAUCAUUUAUUGAAGAAAACGACUAUUUAGCUAAUGAUCGAUAUUUUAUCGAUAUUCUCCUAGAAGUGUUAAAUUGUCAUCAUGAAACAAUGCAUCAAUUAUUUGAUUGUUCGCAUACACAAUCACUGAAUGAGUCCAAUUGUCUGCUAGAUGACCCAUUGACUUGUUCGAAAGCUGAUAGUCAACAGCAUUUUAUGUAUCUUCUGGAUAAUACAUUUGUUACAUUAGCCAAUCUCUCAACAUUUAUUGAACUUCAACAUUAUCAUUCGACAACACGAUUUCGAUUAGUUCAUACGCUCAUUCAUUGGAUUUUAUGUGCAUUAUCAUUUGCAGAUGAAACAUUUAUUUCGAUGAACAUGGAAGAGCAAAUGACAAACAAGAAAAUUCACGUAUCUCCACGUGAAAUUACCUUACAAAUCUUUGCGAAAUUGUGCACAAACGAAAGCAAUGUUGAUUUCAUUUUACUCGAUCUGAACUGGGAUGAAAUGCAAACUUUCAGUCGCACACUUCUAUCUUUAAUGAAUUCGAUUAAGCAGGAAGAUACCAAUCGUGAAUACUGUUUAAUCAUCAUCUGUUCUCUAUGCAAACGAAAUCGAUCGUUAGUCGAAUAUUUCUCUUCGCAAAUCAUUUGUAUUGAAUUGAUCUUCAAUUACUUGGAAUUCUAUGAAUACAAUCAACAACAGUAUCUGAUCGCAACCUUAGCAUCCUACUACAACGCAUCGUCGACAAUGCCAGUCAAUCAUUCAGCUGAUAUGAUGAUUGAUUCAUGCAUUCAACUAUUAUUACUCUUUGCCAAUACUGAAGAAAAGAACUGUUUGACAAUGUUCGAAUAUCGACUUCUCGAUAUGUCAGCGUCCAUUUAUUUCGAACAGAGAAUCUUAAAAGCAUUUGCUGAGAUUCUGUAUCUAAUCAAUUCAUAA